AUGCUGCAAGUAUUCUUUACCAGGGUAAAAACUGUAAGAGCACCGAAAGGUGAUGCUCGCUUCGACGCCAAGUCCUCAAUGGGUGUUGAAUCAUCUGAUGUUACAUCGUAUUCCAAUGAGAAAGAACGGCUCACUAGUUGCCGCGGCCAAGCAACUCAUGUACCCAAGGUAGCUAAGAAAUCAAUGACUGAUCCAGGAGUAAGAGCCCCAUUUCCUGACUCGAGUAAUGCAGAAUAUUUAAACGACCCUGGUGCUGACGAACAUUACGAUGUGGCAUCACGCGCCGAACAGAGGGAACGUCGAAAGACAGAAAUGAGUCGUUUGAGACGAACAAUUUUUGUUGGCAAUCUACCUGCCUGGAUGACCAAGAGGUCUCUUCACAAACUUUUCCGCAGUGUUCUCAAAAACGCUAACAUCAAUCCAGAAUGCUGUAGAGUCGAAUCAGUUCGUCUUCGUGGAGCCGUGACCGCCACUGGUAGCACCAGUAAACAGGCGAAAAAACGUUCUUCUAUCCAGCACGAAUUUGCUGCUGGAGACAGACACACGCAAAUUGGGUUCGUUGUUCUUACUUCCACUGAGGGAAUUUCAGCAGCUUUAAAGUUGAAUGGCUUUUUCCUCACCAAUGGCAGUGCCGAUACGGGUCGCCACAUUCGUGUUGAUACCUGUGGUCGAUCAAACCUCUUCCACAACACCCACAAGACUAUCUUCGUUGGCAAUCUUCCUUUUUCUACAAAUGAAGAGGAGGUGCGUCAAGUGUUUCAGUCCUUUGGAAAGAUCCUAAACGUUCGACUGAUUCGUGACUCGGCCACAGGUGCGGUGAAGGGCAUUGGUUUUGUGGAGUUCAAGGACCCUAGCUCGAUCUCACUUGUCAUCCGAAAGGCUAAAAUGAGUUACUCCGGAAAUAACAGUGACUCAACUGAGUCAUCGGGUUUCGUGAUUGGUGGACGUCAGUUGCGCAUUGAAGUCUGGAAGUCUAUCAAAAAAGCCAAGAAGGCUACUCCACAACGAGGAAACAAACUUGGGAGUAACCAGACGCAGAAACCUGGUGCCAGCAGAAACAGUCUUAGAGUUCCAACCAACUUGCGGGGGACUGCGGCACGGAAGCAGUUUAUGAAACGCGCCUGGCAUAAGCGAAGUAAACGAAAGCGGAUUAGUGUUGCCGCAGGUGGUAAGGCGGUUGUAAAGGUGGCCAAAACAGACAAAUUCGCUCCAUAUGAUGGUCGGGAGGUGAAGAGUGAGAAGUCAGACUCAAGGAAAUGA
Molecule: messenger RNA, 1260 nt
Organism: Hydatigera taeniaeformis
Lineage: Eukaryota; Metazoa; Platyhelminthes; Cestoda; Cyclophyllidea; Taeniidae
Source: the annotation of a GenBank genome assembly